Messenger RNA from Lichtheimia ornata, 276 nucleotides. RefSeq lists its product as uncharacterized. The record is from RefSeq and is a predicted model, not a curated record. Gene Ontology annotation, cellular component: respiratory chain complex IV; mitochondrion. The transcript is spliced from 2 exons. Lineage: Eukaryota; Fungi; Mucoromycota; Mucoromycetes; Mucorales; Lichtheimiaceae. Bases 1 to 276 code for a protein of 91 amino acids.
AUGCCCGCCCAAGAAAGCAAACCCCCCACACGACAACAACGCCAGCAAUGUUGGAAAGUGCGCGAUGAGUAUUUUGCAUGUCUCGAUCGACUGAACAUUAUCGAUCCCACCACCGUCGAGAAGGAUCCACAGAAAGCGAAGGAAUGUCUCGAUUGCAAAAAGAAAUACGAGGAUACGUGUUUGGCAAGCUGGGUGGAGUAUUUCAACAAACGACGCGUGUUGGAUGAACGACAAAAGCAGUAUCUCGAGUUUUCAAAGCAGCAAUCACCCAAAUAG